AUGGCCGGCAUGGUAUCCAUAGACCGCCCAUUUGGAAUUUAUCUUGAUGACUAUUUUGUAAAAGCAUAUAGUUUCCUUACAGGAAAAAAUCCAAAUGAUUUUGCCUUUGUUAUAGGUGUUACGCCACUUUCAACAUUAAGCGAAGUUGUUAUUAGUUGUAUUACUUAUUUUUCCCUGAUAUUUGGUGGUCGACUACUUUUAUCAAAUAGUCCUGUUAUAAGACUCAAUAUAAUUUUUCAAAUUCAUAACUUUUUGUUGACUGUAUCAUCAGCAAUUUUAUUAAUAUUAUUCAUCGAACAACUAUUUCCAAUUUAUUGGCGUAAUGGUAUUUUUUAUUCUGUAUGCAGCAAAGAUGCUUGGACUCAACGAUUAGAAUUGUUAUAUUAUUUAAAUUAUCUUGUUAAAUAUUGGGAACUUGCUGAUACUAUUUUCUUGGUAUUAAGGAAAAAAGAUCUUGGUUUCAUGACAAUGGCUUUAUGUUUUUCUCAAUUACAAGGUCGAACCACUGUGUCAUGGGUUCCAAUUACUUUAAAUUUGACGGUACAUGUGUUAAUGUAUUAUUAUUACUUUCGUGUUGCUGGAGGUGCAAAAGUUUGGUGGAAGCAAUAUCUUACAACAUUUCAAAUUAUUCAAUUCAUAAUCGACCUCUUUUUCGUAUAUUUCUGUUCUUAUACUUACUUUACUUCUACAUAUUGGCCUUGGAUACCAAACUUUGGUUCUUGUGCUGGUGACGAAAAAGCUGCUAUUUUUGGUUGUUCACUUUUAAGUAGUUAUUUAUUAUUAUUUAUUGGAUUUUAUAAGAAAACUUAUAAACCUAAAACUGUUAGUACUACUUCGAAAGAUAAAG
Molecule: messenger RNA, 847 nt
Organism: Scutellospora calospora
Lineage: Eukaryota; Fungi; Glomeromycota; Glomeromycetes; Diversisporales; Gigasporaceae
Source: the annotation of a GenBank genome assembly